Messenger RNA from Paramecium sonneborni, 5222 nucleotides. NCBI's taxonomy places the organism in Eukaryota, Ciliophora, Oligohymenophorea, Peniculida, Parameciidae. The record is from the annotation of a GenBank genome assembly.
AAUGAACUCUAUCCAUGUAAACAUUUUAGAUAUGGAAUCUUAAAAAAUGAAAGUCCUUAAAGCUUAUAAAAAUUAGUUCUUCGCCUUAUAGAUAAAUAUAAAGAAAAUGGAUAUAAAUAAUCUAAUAAAUCUGUCAUUCUUGUCAAUUAAUUAGGAGAGUUAUUCAUUGUUGUUGGUGUAGUUGGAGGUAUGAAUUUUAAUGAUUAAUAAAAAAAGUAAUAUUAGUCAUUUUUAUCAUUUCAGUUAAUUUGGAUAGUAUUUCCUUCGAAAAGUAUAAGAAUUAAAUCUCUAAUUUAGACAAGAUAGUUUUGAAACAUCUGUUAUUGAAAUUCACAAAGAUGAUUUUCCUAAUUUAAUUGAUGCUAUCACUUAUUUAAAAAAAAAAAUUGAUCAAUUUAUUUAUAAAAAAGACUUAUCAAUUAAAAUAUUUUUAACUUUAGAAAUUGUCUUACUAAAUAAUAUUUUUAUAAUUUAAUAAAAGUGUAAAAGGUCAAUGCACAGAGCAUCAGCCAAUGUAAGAUUAUCAAUCAAUUUUUUAUCUAAUAAUGAUUAAGAGUAAAGAGAGAAAAUUGAAAUUCAAUUGAUUCCAGCAUUAUAGAGUUUUUAAACGUUUAUUAAAAUGAGCAACGAAUCACAAAUGGCACAGAUUGUUGAUUCUUUAAUGGCUAUAGAAUUUUUUAAAAAGAAUUGUCCUGAAGGUUCAAGUUUAAGAGAUUUUAUUAUAUAUGCUGGAAAAGCAUUGACUUAUGAAUAUUAUAAGAAGGGUUAAAUUAUAUUUCAUUACGGUGAUUAUGGAGAUAAGUGUUUUAUGAUUCUAAAAGGGAAUGUUGGAGUAUUGGUACCUAAAGGAAAUCAUGAUGUUGAAUUAGAAAGGGAUUUUCUUUUAGAAACAAACAGAAGUGAACCUUGGAGUAGUGUUUGGAAGAGUAAAAAAUUACAGAAUAUAAUUGACAUGGAAUUACUAUUAGCUUAAGGAGAGGAUCCUUGGUUAAUAUCAAAUAGAUAUUUUGAAGGAGGAGUUUGCCUCUAUUAAAAGGUAUUUAAAAUAGAUAGAUUGUUAGAUUUAUUCUUAUUAUGGAGGAUAGACCUUUGGAGAUGUAUCUCUAUAUACAGAUAAACCAAGAACUGCAAGUAUAUUAGUAUUGUCUGAGGAUAUUCAUGUAAUCACAAUGAAUAAAACAGAAUACAAACAAAUUUGUGAGAAAUCACUUUAAGAUAUGAAUAGCAACGUUGACUAUUUUAUGAAGAUGUUACCAAGUAAUAGUAAAUUUGUAAUAACAAAAUUUAUGUAAUAUAUGCAUAAAAUCGAAUUUGCUCCUUAAAGUAUAUUAUGGAAAGAAGGUGAGGAAUCUAAAUUUUUUAUGCUAAUAUAAAAAGGGAGAGUAGAGUUAAUUAAAAAGAUUGGGAAGGUUAGAAUUACAUUAUGUUAAUUAAGUGAUAAUGGUUGGGUUGGACAAGAAGAAAUAUGUAUAUUAAAUAUGUAAAAUUAGUUGAUCAAUAAAUAAGACAGUCGACUUGUUAAUGUGCUGAUAAUACUGUUGCAUAUUAUAUUCAGAUUGAAGAAUUUAAUUAGAUAAGAAGAAACUUUCCAGAAAUCUGUAAAAUAUUGAAAGAGAAAUNUAAAAGGUCAAUGCACAGAGCAUCAGCCAAUGUAAGAUUAUCAAUCAAUUUUUUAUCUAAUAAUGAUUAAGAGUAAAGAGAGAAAAUUGAAAUUCAAUUGAUUCCAGCAUUAUAGAGUUUUUAAACGUUUAUUAAAAUGAGCAACGAAUCACAAAUGGCACAGAUUGUUGAUUCUUUAAUGGCUAUAGAAUUUUUUAAAAAGAAUUGUCCUGAAGGUUCAAGUUUAAGAGAUUUUAUUAUAUAUGCUGGAAAAGCAUUGACUUAUGAAUAUUAUAAGAAGGGUUAAAUUAUAUUUCAUUACGGUGAUUAUGGAGAUAAGUGUUUUAUGAUUCUAAAAGGGAAUGUUGGAGUAUUGGUACCUAAAGGAAAUCAUGAUGUUGAAUUAGAAAGGGAUUUUCUUUUAGAAACAAACAGAAGUGAACCUUGGAGUAGUGUUUGGAAGAGUAAAAAAUUACAGAAUAUAAUUGACAUGGAAUUACUAUUAGCUUAAGGAGAGGAUCCUUGGUUAAUAUCAAAUAGAUAUUUUGAAGGAGGAGUUUGCCUCUAUUAAAAGGUAUUUAAAAUAGAUAGAUUGUUAGAUUUAUUCUUAUUAUGGAGGAUAGACCUUUGGAGAUGUAUCUCUAUAUACAGAUAAACCAAGAACUGCAAGUAUAUUAGUAUUGUCUGAGGAUAUUCAUGUAAUCACAAUGAAUAAAACAGAAUACAAACAAAUUUGUGAGAAAUCACUUUAAGAUAUGAAUAGCAACGUUGACUAUUUUAUGAAGAUGUUACCAAGUAAUAGUAAAUUUGUAAUAACAAAAUUUAUGUAAUAUAUGCAUAAAAUCGAAUUUGCUCCUUAAAGUAUAUUAUGGAAAGAAGGUGAGGAAUCUAAAUUUUUUAUGCUAAUAUAAAAAGGGAGAGUAGAGUUAAUUAAAAAGAUUGGGAAGGUUAGAAUUACAUUAUGUUAAUUAAGUGAUAAUGGUUGGGUUGGACAAGAAGAAAUAUGUAUAUUAAAUAUGUAAAAUUAGUUGAUCAAUAAAUAAGACAGUCGACUUGUUAAUGUGCUGAUAAUACUGUUGCAUAUUAUAUUCAGAUUGAAGAAUUUAAUUAGAUAAGAAGAAACUUUCCAGAAAUCUGUAAAAUAUUGAAAGAGAAAUCUUAAAUAUUGAAAGAGUACAUGAAAACAAGAUACGAAAUGAUAAUAAAUAAUUUUAUUAACAAGCCAGAACUUAUAUAGAAGUAAUAAUAAAAAGUAGAGAGAAAGACUAUUUAAGAAAUCUUCCAUACUUCUAUAAAGACAAAAAGCCAAGACAUUAGAGAACAUUCUCCUAAAGCUUUAAGCAUUAUAGAGAUUACAGAAUAUAAUAACAAAAUAAAUUAAUUUAGAGUAGGUUUUUUAUUUCCAAUUAGGGUGGAUUCAAAAAUCUAAAUAUCUUUCCGAUGGAGAAAGAUUCUGUUCUAUUAAUUAGAGAUAGAGUUUGUAGAUAAUUGACUAAAUAAAACAAGAAAAAAGAGAAAGUUUAACCUCAAACAAUGAGAGAAGGAACUCUUUUAUCAUCAUCUGUUUCAGAUUUAUUUAAAUAAAAUGACUAGAUUUAUUAACAUUCAAGUUUUAAAUCUAAAGAUCUGAAAAAAGGUUCCUUCUCUUUUGUUAACUUAUUUGCUUAGGGAUCUACAAAUAUUCCAAGUAGUAGCAAUGAUCAUUUUACAUCAAGACUAACAACUUAAUAAUCAUAUUUUAGGAUGAAAACAGAAUAAGGAAGAUCAUAAAUUUAAACCUAAACUAGUUUUGAUUAAAAGUAAGAUAGUUCAGUUAAUUUCAGAAAUAAUAGUACAGAAAUUAAAAAAAUACGUUCCGAUAGUCCUCUCAAUUCCAUUUAAUUCUCAAACAAAUGUCAAAAUAGAAGAAUUCAUAGCUGUAAAAUGAUAGCAAGACCAAAAAAGUAUCCUUAAUUAUUGAAAUAUAAAUUAUUAUGAAUUUUGCUGAAAGAAGAAAUAAAACUAAUCCAGAUUAGCAUUAGCUAUUAAGUAUGAGCAGUUAAAGUUCUUCUAGAAACUCUGCUGUCAAAGCAACAUUAAAAGUGUAUUCUGAAAUGAGGGAAGAUUAAAGCUGUAAAUUGGCCAUGAGAUUUACGUAAUUAAAAAUAGUUCUUGCAACUCAUAAAAUACUGGGAUUCUGCCAUAAAAUCAAAUCUGUAAGAUUACAACAUUAUUUUGAUGUUUUACUUUUAACAAAGACAUAAAAUAUUCAUUCUAUCCCUAUUUAAAAUAAACCUUAAUAAGGGUAAAUUUAAUAUUUGACACCUCCAACAAAAAAGAAAAGUGUUAAAUUUCAACCAAAAUGCUCAAAAGCCCCUUGUUUAGUUUUAAAAUCAAUUAUCAAUAAACAUGUUCUAAGAUAUUUCAAUAUAUUACAAUAUAAUCAAAACUUAAAAAUCAGGCAAAACUCUUUUAAUAAUAUUUUAUUUCAGUUAUUUAAAAAUAAAUAAACUCAGAACUUUGGAAUUCUAAAAUCAAGGCUUUUAUAAUCAAAGGCGUUUAGACGAAUUAAUUUAAUAAUCAAUAAGAAAAUCAAUACAAUUUAAUUUGAAGCUUUACUAUUUAUUUUACAAUAUAUAUAGAAUACUAAUAUUCCUUCUUAAUAAGUAAGUUUAUUGGAUUCUGAGUUUUCCUAAUAACACCAAAUAAUAAAAGAAACUUCCAAUGAUAUACAUGAACAUGAAAAUGAACAUGAAAUAAAUAAUUAAUUAAUGAGUGCUAAAGAAUAAUUGGCAAUGAAAUUUGCCAGUACCUCACUAUUAAUAGGAAUUUUAAGUUAAGUGAUGAUAAAAGCCCAAUUCGCAUUUUUAUUACAUUUAAGAUCUUAAUAAAAUUAAAAAUAAGAUGUUCGAGAAGUUAAAUCUAUUGAUAUAAGUGAGAAUUUAGAUUAAUCUUUAAUUGAAGAAGAAAAAAUAAAACCUAAAAUUAUUGCAGCUAAUCAAAUUUAUCAUUUUUUGACUUAAAAACUCAAAUAAUAUUUCGAAUAGAUUAAUUAAGGCCCAUCAUAAGUUGCUAGACCUUCAAUUAAAAUUUUCAAAGGAGAGAAGAAACAUAAAUCUCAGAAUUAGAAUUUAAAAUUAUUGAUUUUGGGAUAGAAAAUGUUUAAGGAGGAUGAUCCUUAAUAAAAGAGUACAGAUAUAACAGUAAAUGAAAAAAAAGGUUCUUUCAAAGCACUACCUGGAGUACGAUAUGUAACUUAGUAUUCAGAUAUUUCAAAGAAUGGCUUUACAGAUGUAAAAUUUUAAUAUUUUACUUUAUUUAGAGCGAAGUAUCUGAGAAAUCAAUUAUAACAGAUUGUGUAAAUACACUAUAAAAUAUCAAAACUUCAGUUAUAUUGAAAAAUUAAACAAAUCAAAAACAAUAACAUAGAUUGAAUGAUAAGAAAGAAAAACUUAAUUCUGCUAUUCAAUAAUAUUGUAUGCUUUAAUAUAAUUAAUUUAGUGACUCCAAUUAAGAUUCAAAAAAAUUCAUCUCUAAAACUAUCAAAAAUUGAAUAGCAAGCUUAAAAGAAAUUCUCUAAGUUAUAACUUUUGUACUGUUUGCCAAUAAUUUUAAUAAUCUUUAUUUUGAUUUUGAUGAAAUGA